UCUGGUAAUGUCGACUGGGAAAGAAAAGUGCAUGAUGCAAUGAAAGAGUGAGUUGAUUCAAUAUCCUCUCGCGCAUACAUCAGGCAUUAAUGCUGACUAACAGAUUAUGUUAUUGUACGAGGCUUACGCUCGUUCCUUGGGAUGUGGUGCAAUAAAGCAUAGCGCAAUGAUGGUGCAAUUUAAAUUACAGUACAGCUGAUCUUUUAAAAAGAGGACGGCGUGAGAGAGCGAGCCAGAGCCUGUCAAUUGGUAAAGAGAGAGAAUGGAGUAGACUAGUAUUAGUAUGAAUAUUUAGUCUGUUCUAGUUCCUUAAGACAAUAAUGAUUAUUGUCUAUUGUUAUACUACCAUGAUGACUGGCUAAUACUAUUGUAAUUCAAACUAGUGGUUUUCAUAUAAUAGACUCGCCCUUCGGUCCUGAAAGGAUUACAGUACAGUCCUCACAUAAUCUUUUCAAGAUGGCUGCUGCUUCGAUAUCGCCAGAUUCCUCACAGACAACAAUGGAGGACAAAGAGGACUUUGUUACUCCACCCUCAGACUCACCUCCUUCUUCAAUGGAUGAGAGUACAGAUGAGGCUGUGCCUAAAGGCUGUGGUGUGGGUCUUUUUGGAUACAAAGUAUCCUCAAGUGAUCUCAUAUCCCAGACCGACCCUAAGCUGCAAUAUGUCAAUCCGUCUUCUGAUGAGUUUGAUUCUCUUGUCUCAGCUCUCAAGCUCCAAAUGGAGGACGGACAAGGAGAGAUAAUAAUCGAACUUGGAAUAGGAGGUGGUUGCUCCAAUAAUGGAUUGAGUGAAAGUGAAAUGGACGCCAGCAUAGCAACGCUACAUGCUGUGGCUGCUGCCUGUGACGCUGACAUGACAGUUCUAAGAAAGAAAGGAAGCGAAGGAUGUUUACUGGCAGACUGUCUAGUUAGGAGAAAGGUCCAAGAGGAUGACUUUCUGGAAGUUAGAGUUGCUGUGGUCGGGAAUGUUGAUGCUGGUAAGAGUACAUUGCUUGGCGUGUUGACGCACGGCGAGCUCGAUAAUGGGCGUGGUCACGCUAGACAGAAACUGUUUCGUCACAAGCACGAGAUGGAGAGCGGUCGUACGUCAAGUGUAGGAUCAGACAUACUGGGGUUCGAUGACAAAGGAAGGAUUGUUAAUAAAGUGGAUGGACAUGGUAGUUUAGACUGGGCUCAUAUUUGUCGUGUUUCCUCCAAAGUGAUCACAUUCAUUGACUUGGCUGGUCACGAGAAAUAUUUAAAGACGACCAUUUUUGGUAUGACUGGCCAUGCUCCAGAUUUCUGCAUGUUAAUGAUUGGUGCCAAUGCUGGUAUUGUUGGCAUGACUAAAGAGCAUCUUGGUCUGGCCCUGGCUCUCGCUGUCCCUGUCUUUGUUGUAGUCACUAAGAUUGAUAUGUGCCCUCCUAACGUCCUCCAAGAGACCAUGAAGCUCUUGAACAGGGUUCUUAAAUCCCCCGGCUGUAGGAAGAUACCUGUAGCCGUGCAAACGCAGGAAGAUGUCAUCACAACUGCUACCAACUUCACAUCUGCAAGGGUGUGUCCCAUAUUCCAAGUCUCCAAUGUGAGUGGGCACAAUCUUGAGCUAUUGAGGUCAUUUUUAAGUUUGCUCUCGGCCAGAAUGAGACCAAGAGAAGACAAACCGGCCGAAUUUCAAAUAGACGAGACCUACUCAGUCCCGGGUGUUGGCACUGUCGUAUCAGGUACUUGUUUGCAAGGGACUAUCAGUCUUAAUGACACUUUACUGCUCGGCCCUAACUCAGUCGGAGAGUUCUUGCCCGUUGCCAUUAGAGGAAUUCAUAGAAAGAGAUUACCAGUUAAAGAAGUUAGAGGAGGACAGACAGCUUCUUUUGCUCUUAAAAAGAUGAAACGUAAUCAGAUCCGUAAAGGUAUGGUGAUGUUAGGUGCUGAAACCGAUCCCGUCGGCUGUUGGGAGUUUGAGGCUGAGAUACUCGUAUUACACCAUCCAACCACAAUAUCGCCAAAAUAUCAAGCAAUGGUCCAUUGUGGUAGCACACGUCAAACAGCGACUAUAAUAACAAUGGAUAAGGAUCACUUAAGAACUGGUGAUAAAGCGUCCUGCCUGUUCAGGUUCAUCAAGAGCCCGGAGUACCUUCACACAGACUCAAGGAUGGUCUUUAGGGAAGGCCGCACAAAAGCUAUAGGUACAAUCACAAAGAUACACCCAUACAUUCCUGGCAGUGGGAGUGGAGUAUCAAUUGGUGGAGGCACUGCUCAUUCUACAAAGAAGAAACCUUCUCAAAUGCCGAAGACUCUCUCUGGAGCAUCAGUAUCUCGUGUGAAGGGAAGGAGAGGAAGAGGAAGGAACUAUCAUCACAUUGAUAAGACCAGCUCAUCAACAUCAGCCAGUGGAGGAGGGGGAGGAAUAAGCUUAGAAGGACCAUCAACUAGCGAUCAUAAAUAAUAAACAUUGACUACGAAUUAAUAAUUAAUUUUAUUUUCAGGUUUAUUGCACUCUUGUUCUUGUUAUUAUUUUUUCAUUUUAUAGUUUACUAGACCUAGUCUAAUCCCAUUUAGUACAUUAUUUUUUUGUUCAAAAAUUUUAUUUAAGAAUAAAAUAAUAUUUAUUGAGAGAAAUAGAAAGAAAAAAAAA
Molecule: messenger RNA, 2610 nt
Organism: Amphimedon queenslandica
Lineage: Eukaryota; Metazoa; Porifera; Demospongiae; Haplosclerida; Niphatidae
Product: GTP-binding protein 1-like
Exons: 10
Coding region: 457-2421 (654 amino acids)
Biological process (GO): translational elongation
Molecular function (GO): translation elongation factor activity; GTP binding; GTPase activity
Source: RefSeq, a predicted model, not a curated record